UGCAUAUCCCAACUGAUUUCUACCACAAUGGCCAAAGAAGUCCAGUCUAAGAAGCGCAAGGCCUCCGUGCCUGAAGCAGAAGCGGCCCAGCUGAAAAAGGUCAAGAAAUUGACAACUGAGACUGCAAAAGCUCCAGAAAAGAAGCGCAAGGCAACUGAAGAUGCUACUCCUGUUGCGGUCAAGAAGACCAAGAAACCGAAGCCAGUUACCGCGGACGAGCCCGCAUCAAAGCCUGAAAAGAAGGACACUGCAGAAGCUGUAGCUGCAAAGCCCCAAAAAGCCUCCAAAGAUACCACGAGUGCGGCGGCAAAAGUCAACGGCGCUAAGGACAAGACUGAGGCCAAGCCAAAGGAGGCCAAAGAAUCAAAGCCCACAAAAGAUAUCUCUUCGGACAACAAAGAUGAUGAGGAGUCUGGAGCUAGCGACGACGACAGCGAUUCCGAAAUCGAUGACCAGACGGUGGCCCUACUGAAAGGCUUUGAGAGUGACGGUGAUGAAGAGGAUGCCCAGAGAGAGGAAGGUUUACCUGAAGGCAAAGAAGUUCCAAAGGUCCCCGAAUUGUCCAAGAAAAACAAGAAGGCCAUCAAGCGCGCUGCAGAGUCUGGAGAGCCCGAGAAGCCCGGAGUGAUAUAUGUUGGUCACAUACCCCAUGGUUUUUACGAACACGAAAUGAGAGCGUACUUCGAGCAGUUUGGAAACAUCCUGCAACUCCGCCUAUCUCGAAACCGAAAGACCGGUGCUAGCAAGCAUUAUGCCUUUAUCAAGUUUGAGUCCGCCAGUGUUGCUGAUAUCGUUGCAAAGACGAUGGACAACUACCUACUCUUCAACCAUAUCCUCAAGGUCAAGUUGAUUCCAGAUGAGCAGGUUCCCGCAGACUUGUUCAAGGGUGCCAACAAGCGAUUCAAGAAGAUUCCAUGGAACAAGAUAGCCGGUCGAAAGUUGGCGCAAGGUGCUUCUGAGGCAACAUGGGAGAAGCGUAUUGAGAAGGAGGAAAAGAGGCGAGCAGAAAAGGCCGAGAAGAUGAAGAAACUUGGCUAUGAGUUUGAUGCUCCGAAGAUCAAGUCUGCCCAGAACGUUGCGAAGAAGACUGAGCCUGCCUUAGUAUUGAACGUAGAGGAGGAUGAGACGAAGGCCAUCGAAGCUGCUCCAGUUGUGGAAGAGUCAAGCAAACCUGAGAAGAAGGAGAAGAAAUCCAAGGCUAUCAAAGACACGGAAGCGGUUGGUGAGAGUUCUUCUGCUCCCAUUGAAGAGCCAAGCAAACCGGAGAAAAAGGAAAAGAAAGAGAAGAAGAGCAAGAAGAGCGAGUCUGCUGCCGCUACUGAAACCCCCGCAACAUCAACUGCUGAUGUCCCUGAGAAGAAGCUGAAAACCAAGAAGUCUAGGACUUCUUUGGCUGACGCAACUACUGUCGGUGGCGAUGCUUCACAGGAGAAGACAAAGAAAUCCAAGAAAAACAAGGCCUAGACUGAUGCUUGAACCUGGGAAGGGUUUGCGAAUGUGUUUUAGUGGUGCAAAUGGCGUUGAAAAGAUAUUGGCUUUGAAGAAGGACUUUUCAUUCAUAUUGAUAUUUGUACGCAAAAUUAGCUCCAUCCAGAGAAUAUCGACACCGGGAGGAGUAGUAGCAUCAUUGCAAUACAUAUGAAGAGAAAGCUGUG
Messenger RNA from Amorphotheca resinae ATCC 22711, 1655 nucleotides. RefSeq lists its product as hypothetical. Lineage: Eukaryota; Fungi; Ascomycota; Leotiomycetes; Helotiales; Amorphothecaceae. The transcript has 3 exons. The record is from RefSeq and is a predicted model, not a curated record. Bases 28 to 1464 code for a protein of 478 amino acids. Gene Ontology annotation, molecular function: RNA binding. Gene Ontology annotation, biological process: maturation of LSU-rRNA from tricistronic rRNA transcript (SSU-rRNA, 5.8S rRNA, LSU-rRNA). Gene Ontology annotation, cellular component: nucleolus.